Molecule: messenger RNA, 246 nt
Organism: Prunus armeniaca (apricot)
Lineage: Eukaryota; Viridiplantae; Streptophyta; Magnoliopsida; Rosales; Rosaceae
Source: the annotation of a GenBank genome assembly
AUGGCCUCCCAUGGCAGUGGCCUGACAGUCUCAACUUCUCCAAAAAGUGGUGGCAACGCAGAAGCUGCAGCAAUUUCACCAAAAGGAGGCCAAUGCUUGUGCUCACCAACAACUCAUCAAGGAUCGUUCCGGUGCCGGUUUCACCGGUCCCAAUCAUCGGCUUGGAUGAAGCGAUCAAAGUCCUUGCCCACCAAUAAUAACUCCGUGGCUUCUUUCUCUCCCAAGUCAGUACUUGAGUCUACUUAG